GUUACAACAGCAAACCCUCAACCGAAGCCAGGCAAACACUCAUCUCUCCGUGGUUUUGUGCAUCUGGGUCUGGCAAGACAACUCCUCUCUCCCUCUUCCUGCAAAAAGUGAGUGAACUAGCACAGAGGGACUUAAAGAAGGCUGGAUUUCAGCUGUGGGACGUUUCAGCAGGUCCUGUAAUGGCCUGGAUCGGCAAUUCCUCCUGGUUUAAUCACCUUGCUCUGCAGGAACAUUUCAGGAGGUACUUAAACAGCACUGAGGAUUAUUUAGCCUUCCUAUGUGGGCCCAAACGCAGCCAUCUGUUCUUGCCCAUGGCUCUGGUGUACUCUGUGAUCUUCGUUGUUGGGGUGAUCGGUAACUUCCUAGUUUGCCUGGUGAUCCUUAAGCACCAGAACAUGAAGACCCCAACCAACUACUACCUCUUCAGCCUCGCCGUGUCUGACCUGCUUGUGCUACUUUUUGGGAUGCCACUGGAAGUCUAUGAGAUGUGGAGCAACUACCCCUUCUUGUUCGGUCCCAUCGGCUGCUAUUUCAAGACAGCUCUCUUUGAGACAGUGUGCUUUGCCUCCAUCCUCAGCGUGACCACAGUCAGCAUCGAGAGAUACUUUGCCAUCCUCCAUCCCUUCCGUGCCAAGCUGGAAAGCACUCGCAAGCGUGCCCUGAGGACCAUCGUGGUGCUCUGGGUCCUCUCUGUCCUCUUUGCCCUCCCCAACACGGGCACCCAUGGUAUCAUGCUGCAGUAUUUCCCCAAUGGCACCUUGGUCCCUGGCUCUGCCACCUGCACUGUGGUCGCACCCAUGUGGAUCUACAACUGGAUUGUCCAGAUUACUUCCUUCCUCUUCUAUGUGCUGCCUAUGGGGGUCAUAAGUGUGCUGUACUAUCUGAUGGGGUUAAGACUGAAAGGAGACAGAUCUUUGGAAGCAGAGGAAAUGUCCGUGAAUGUUCAGAGGCCAUCCAGAAAAUCAGUCACCAAGAUGUUGUUUGUCCUUGUGAUGGUUUUUGCUGUCUGCUGGGCUCCAUUCCAUAUAGAUCGCCUCUUCUUCAGCUUUGUUGUGGAAUGGACUGAGCCUCUGGCUAAUAUAUUCAAUUUAAUUCAUGUGGUGUCAGGUGUUUUCUUCUACCUGAGCUCUGCUGUGAACCCCAUCAUCUACAACCUGCUGUCCCAGCGCUUCAGGAUGGCGUUCCUCAGCGUCAUCUCCCCUGGCUGCAAGCACUGGGCCCCUAAGCACACUACCAGCAAGACUCCUCCCCAGCAGAGCAUCUUCAUGGUUGAAGACCACAAUCUCGUGGACUCUGCAGAAGACACAAGUGUGCCUGGCACCAACAGGACAUCUGUCUGCAGUUCUCAGCUCUCCACUGGCCUGUGAUUUGCCAUGGUGUGGUGCAUCCAUGGGAAGGAAGCUGAAGAAAAUGACUGAGGGAAAUAGAAGGGGAAGACAGCCUCCUGGAAGACUGAUUUCAGCAAGAAGAGCUCACUGUCUUGCUGAGUGAAUGAAUGAGGAGGCUGUCAUUACUGGGUUAUUAAUCAUAGAAACAUAGAAUGGUUUGGGUCAGAAGGGACAUAUUUUAUUACCCUCAAGCUGGAGCGCUGGAAAUCUCAGCUUCCUGGCUGCAAACUCUGCAGCAAAGACUUACUCUACAAAACUACACACUCCCAAUGCUACCAGCACAGGAGAGACACAGCUUAUCCAAAUCUUACACAAUAGCCUUUUUGUGCACCAGCCUGAAGGUCAGCUCUUACUCAGAUUAAACUGGGGCAAGUUUCUGGACAAGCAUCAUCUGCCCUCUUCUGGCUUAAGGAAGCUGCUCUCAUUUAUCUCCCCUGUAGCCUUGAGAUGCAGCCGUUGCAAGGCUCUCUUGACAAUAUGAUCAAGUAUAUGUGAAUGAGCCCUGGGCUGGGCUGAUUCAGUAUCCAGAAACUGGAUACUGUUAUCCAGUGAUUCAGUAUCCAGGCACCAGUAUCCAGAAACUGCUAUUUCUGGGCCAAAGGAAAGAGGAACCAAAAAUUAUGUAAAGCAAACUUUUGCUUUCUGAGCUAGGUAAAUAUUGUGUCUGUGUGUGAUUGAUUCCUUAAAUCACUUUGUCAAAAACUACCCUACCGUGGGUUAUUUCUAAAAAGUCUAGAAGUUGCUGCUGUACCUCCUCACACCAUGGUUGGCAACAGUCACGCAGUGCUGAAAUAGUACAUGCAUGCCACAGAUCUGUCUGCAUUACCUGUGAAAUGACCACUCCUGGAAGCUGAGGAUGUUCCUUUGUCCGAAAUGGGGAUACUGGGGGGUACCUCAAAGGCCUGCAGCCUUCUCAGGUUAGUUCUGUGCAUCAGACAGAUUUAUUUUUGUCCAUCGGACUGAGCUGAGCCUGACCGUGUACAGGUGGGCUAUGGUUGGUCCCUGCUUUGCCCCAUGCCCUGCAUUUUGCAGCAGUUUCUUAUCCUUGCUUCUGUUCCUUAUGUGUUGUCUCUGCCAGAGAAGCCCUGUGGCUGUGCUUCAGCAAGCCUUACACCUGCCCAUGAUGGACUGCAAAGGUCAGAGAUCUAUGAAGGCUCAGCAACCACCAGGGAACAGCCUGAAAAGCACAAGAUUAGGGCAAACCUGCAAGGUCAUAGAAGUUGAUAUAAAGGCAAUAAAAAAGGAAUAUUUUGCAG
Messenger RNA from Gallus gallus (chicken), 2644 nucleotides. RefSeq names its product neuromedin U receptor 2 (gene NMUR2). NCBI's taxonomy places the organism in Eukaryota, Metazoa, Chordata, Aves, Galliformes, Phasianidae. Gene Ontology annotation, molecular function: neuromedin U receptor activity. Gene Ontology annotation, cellular component: plasma membrane. Gene Ontology annotation, biological process: G protein-coupled receptor signaling pathway. The record is from RefSeq and is marked provisional. The transcript has 4 exons. Bases 180 to 1367 code for a protein of 395 amino acids.